Messenger RNA from Metarhizium brunneum ARSEF 3297, 582 nucleotides. RefSeq lists its product as uncharacterized. Lineage: Eukaryota; Fungi; Ascomycota; Sordariomycetes; Hypocreales; Clavicipitaceae. The record is from RefSeq and is a predicted model, not a curated record.
AUGGGUCGCCAUCACGGCACCAAAAAGCGUCUGUACCUCUCGCGGCCCGAGCCAGACAUCCUCACCUCUCGCCGCCGCGUCACGCGCAUUAUCCCACCUACCCCUCCGCCAUGCGAAGAGCCCGUCCCCGUCCCCAUCAUCGAGGAGCCUGCCGAGCCUGAGCCAUGCCCGCCAGCGCCCUGUCCAUCCCCACCCGCCCUUCCCGCGCCCGAGCCGCAAAUUGAAGUCAUAGCCGUCGACGUCGAGCCGUCGGUGAAGUCGUCAAAGUCCAGCCGCAGCCGUUCCAGGAGCCACAGCCACACCCGCGAGAAGGAGUUGUACGUUGAGCGAGAUCGCUUCGUCCCCGUGCCUGUGCCCGUCCCCGUGGAGCCCAGGUACGAAACAUACCGCUACGUCGAGGCCCCGAGGAGGUACGUCGAGCCUCCUAGGGAGAGGAAGAUGAUUGAGGAUAAUAAGGAGAGAGUGACCCAUGUCCAUGUCCACACGGAGGAUAGGGAGACGAGUCGUGAAAGGAGGGCCUAUCGCGACAGGGAUUGCUACGAUAGAGAGUACUAUGACUCGAGGGAUUAUUAUCGGCGGUAA